CGCUUCCUAAUUGCAUUACCAUACAUUACUUAGUAACAAACAAAUAUGGACAGGAUGGAAAAAACAAAAAUCAUUCUCUUCUCUUUUAGCAUUCGCCUGUUCAGUUUAAAUCUGCGUUUUACGCGUAAGUUAGAACAAAAUCAACCAAAAAAAAGUCUUACAAUACUUUUAUAGGUUAAGAAAACUUAAAGUUGAAUUAGUGAAUUCCGAAAAACCAAGGAAUUGUAUUAUCUUGGCAACUUUCUCUGCAUGUUCGUCAUCAGGAAAGCGACCAUUUGGAAAGUUGACUUUACUAUACAUCACAGUAUUUAGCUACAUGCGAAAAGGAUAAGAUUGGCGGACGUGUUUUGACUUGUUUGGAACGAUUGUUCUGUCAAAAAUGCCCGCAAAACUCAGUAAAUUCGUGAUUCCAGCGUCCUGUAAGGAUUACGCACAUCCUUGGUCGGAUUCUUGCAUUAGUACUACAGCAGGUCUAGGCCUACAUGCUCUUCAAGAAAGUCUCAGAAUAUAUUCUACAGUUUAUUUUAUUACACUCCUGUUAAGAGGAAAAAUUCCCUCAAAAAACGAUAUUAAAAGAACAAUUCUGAGCAUUUUGCAAUCAACGGCCUUUUUAUCAUGGAGUGCCUUUACGUUUUCAAUGUUUAUUUGUAGUAUAAGGCAGAUCUUAGGAAAAUUUAACAUCCUGACAGUGUCCUUCAUUCCGUCUUUUUUAUCAAGCUUUGCUGCGAUCAUUUUAGAACGUCCCUCGAGGCGUCCAAUGUUAUGUCUAUAUGUUUCAAAUAUAGCCACAGAAGCAUUAUUCAGAAUGGCUGUAUGGAGGGGUUACAUUUCGCCUGUUCCAUACGGUCAAGUAUACAUAUUUGCCUUGAGUAUGGCAAUAUUACUAUAUUUUUUUCGUAGUGAAAAAAACAAAGACGACUCUAUAUUUAGGAUAAUUAGGAUUCUCGUUGGACCGUACGAAGAAGCAAAAUAUCUAAAACGUCAGUCACAACUUGAAAGAAGUCAAGUACAAAUGAGUAAUGAUCAUAAAGAUGAGCGCGAAGGCUCGGAUAAAAAAGGAGACGACAAAUCGAGAAGGAACGGACUAUUUAGUAUUAUUUGGAAAGCCCUUAAUGUUUAUAAGCUCUUAAUAGACAAAUUAAAGGCAAAAAGUAAGCAUGUAUCCUGUCCACAUUCCAACAGUUGUGUUCAUUAUGUUUUAACGGGAAGCGCCAAAUUAUUUAGUUAUGGUUUGUGUGCCCAGUUAGCACUAAAAAUAGUUUUUAAACUAAGAAGCUUAAUAAAGAAGCCACGAUUAUUGAAAGCUACUAUCUUCAAGAAGGAUAAUCUCAAUUUAGCUCUAUCUCUUGGAGGAUUUUCUGGACUUUAUAAGUUGAUGUCGUGUUCAUUGCGAAGAUUUUACGGAUAUGACUCCCAAUAUCACGCUAUUCCAGCUGGAUUGAUAGCGAGUAUUAGUUUUGUAAUGUAUCCAGACAUUACUAUCGCUUUAUAUGUUAUGUGGAAAGCUUUACAGAUUUUAUGGAAUGAUGGAGUCGAAAGGGGAAAGGUACCUGAAGUCAAAUGGUUCGUUAUUUUUUUGUACUGCUUUAGUACUGCAGUCCUCUUUCACGUUGCAAUUAUGGAACCACACAAUUUAAGAGCGACAUAUUGGAAAUUUUUAAUCAAUUUAUCUGGAGGAAGGAUAGCAACAAUGUCUCGUCUACCACUUGAUGAGUUUGGAUUAGAAACUAGCAAAGCCUUGCAAGAGGUCCUUAGAAAAACCAAUACUACCGACCAAUACAAUUAUUCGUUUUAGUAUUAUGUUAUUGUGAUUUACUUUGGUAGGGUCGUUUAUUAUUUAAGAUGAAUAAAUUUAUGUACAGUUAUAGUUGGUGCUAAAA
Messenger RNA from Belonocnema kinseyi, 1880 nucleotides. Its product is annotated as transmembrane protein 135-like. The record is from RefSeq and is a predicted model, not a curated record. The coding region runs from base 380 to 1795 and encodes 471 amino acids. NCBI's taxonomy places the organism in Eukaryota, Metazoa, Arthropoda, Insecta, Hymenoptera, Cynipidae. The transcript is spliced from 10 exons.